Tauraco erythrolophus (red-crested turaco) is the source of this 3625-nucleotide messenger RNA. The record is from RefSeq and is a predicted model, not a curated record. Lineage: Eukaryota; Metazoa; Chordata; Aves; Musophagiformes; Musophagidae.
GGAUCUCGUGGAGCGUUCUCAGGAACUACUCCUCUGCCAGCGCCAAGGAGAAGGCGGGGAGAAGUCCUGUCUGUGAGAGGACGGAGCUGCUGGAAGUGCUGAAAGCUCGAGUGAAGCAGCUCCAAGCCAGCCAUGUCCCAGAGGUGGUCAACAAAGCGGAGCUGGCCCCACUGGGGAAUGACAAGUACCAGGAUGCACUGCAGAAGGUGGUGUCUCCUGGCCCCGUGGAGGAGCAUCCCGCUGCCAGAGGAAGGGAUUGGAGCCUGGCCCAGCCCAGCAGCUGGCUUGAGAAGUUGAAGAAGGAGAUGUACGUCCGGCAGCUGAAGGUGGAGCGGAAAUUGUCCGUCGCUGCCUCCCAGCUGGCUCUGGAGGGCCAGGCCAAGGCCAAACCCAAACCAAAGGGCAAGGCCAAGGUCAACGCUAAAGCCAAGAAGAGCCUGAAGACCCCAAAGGCUACAGUGGCUGCUGCCUGGAGCCAGAGCCAUGCUGGCCCCGGCGGUGUGUACGGCCGCAGCAAGCCCAGGGUGGCAGCAGGGAAGGAGGGUGCCAAGGUGCAGAGGCGUCCGAGGGGGCUGGACGAGGACAGCAGCCAGCGCAAGGUGCUGCAGCAGACCAUCCAGUCCAACCUCGAGUGCUUCCUGUUCCUGCAGCAGCCGGAGGAGGCCGAGAGGUUCCUUCUGCUGUACCACAGCUCCCCUGCGAAGAGACGGCUUUUGAACGUCAACGCGUACAACAUCGUGAUGCGCAGCUGGGCGAGGAAGGGCCACGUGCAGCGCGUCAACCGGCUCUUCUCCAUGCUGGAGUCCGUCGGCCUCCGGCCCAGCCUGGACUCGUACGCGGCAGCGCUGGAGUGCAUGGGCCGGCGCCAGUCGCCCGCCAAAGCCAUCUGGAGAUAUGUGCAGCAGCUGAAGAAUGAUGGUUUCCGCGUGGAUGAGCUCUUCCAAAAGUGCCUGUUUGAGCAAGAUGAGAAGGAGAAAGUACUGAGGGCCAUCAGGAUUGUCCAGCCCAACUACCAGCUGCCCCCUCCACCCAAACCCCAGACCUGCAAGUCUUCUCUGCUCCGGGACUUCUACUCCAAAGAGAAGAUGGUGUCGUACCCCAAGCUGGAUUUCUCCGUGCAGGAGCUGCAGGAGCGCUUUCAGCAGCAGCUGGAGAUGGAGCUGAACAACACUGUAACCAUCGAGUCCGUGGAGUCAACGAAACCUCUGACCCCGCAAGCCAUUAAAGCGCGUAAUCUGCUGGGUGUCCUUCGUUCCCGCUGGCACGACUCCAUCCUCCAGGCCCUGCAGAAGUCGAAGCGCAGCAUGUCCAAGCUCCAGACGGUGUCAGGGUACCACAUCCUCUACCCCUACCUGUGCCUGCUGCCGGAUGAGGAGUACGUGGCCAUCAUGCUGCAGGUCCUCAACACACUCUCUCCUCAAGGAGAAUCCCUGGCUGUCCUGGCCAGGGAGCUGGGCUCCAAAGUCUACAACAGGUACGUCACCCAGAGGAAGCUGCGCAGCCGCCAGCUGGAGAAGGUGCGGGAGGUCUAUGAGGACUACAUCAACCUCCUGGCAAAGGACAGCCAGCCUGACAACUACUUGCCCCGGGAAUAUUGGGAGAAGCUGGUAGCAGAAGCAGGCUUCGGACCUUCCCUGAACUUGAAGGACUGCAGCUGGCCGUACAUGCUCCUCAUGCGCCUGGGCAUGCACAUGCUGGAAAUCCUGGUGCACGCUGUCAAGGUGCCCAGGAACAUCCUCAAUCCUCGCCUGGAGCCCAGGCUUGUCCCCGUCCUCUACCACAUCUACUCCUUCCACAGCAGCUGGCAGGUUGGGCUGCUAAAGCCCCAUCCCAUCUUCUCCCAGAUUGUGUCAGACGCUGCAGAGACCUUGCUGACCUUUAACUCCUCUGCCAUUCCUAUGCUGUGCCCUCCGCUACCCUGGACCUCCCCCCACUUCGGUGCCUUUGUCCUGAAUGACACCAAGUUGAUGCGCUUUGUGGAUGGGGCCGUCCAGCACCAGCUGCUCCUGGAGCAGUGUCCUCCGGUGAACCUCCACCCCGUGCUGGAUGCCCUAAACCAGCUGGGAAACUGCGCCUGGAAGAUUAACCAGCCAGUGCUGGAUAUCAUCAUCUCCAUCUUCAAUGACAAAGGCAAUGAGAAGCUGGACAUCCCCCCGCCCAUCUCUGAGGCGCCCAAGCCUUCUGCUGCUCCCAGCAGUUCCUCUGCUGGGAGCAAGUCCCAGAAGCAGGAGUUGUUGCUGUGCAAGAAGAAGACAGCGGAAAUGCACAGCUUGCGCAUGGACGCGCUCUAUAAGCUCUCCAUCGCCAACUACGUCAGGGACAAGGUGUUCUGGUUUCCUCACAACAUGGACUUCCGAGGCAGGACUUACCCAUGCCCACCUUAUUUCAACCACCUCGGUAACGAUGUCACCCGCGCCAUCCUGCUUUUCGCGCAGGGAAGGCCGCUGGGGCCCAAGGGCCUCGACUGGCUGAAGAUCCACCUCAUCAACCUCACGGGGCUGAAGAAGAAGAACGCCUUGCACGAGCGGCUGGAGUAUGCCAAUGAAAUCAUGGAGGAAAUCCUGGACUCAGCUGACCACCCGCUCACGGGCAGGAAGUGGUGGAUGAACACCGACGAGCCCUGGCAAGCCUUGGCAUGCUGUAUGGAGAUCGCCAAAGCUUCAAGGUCCCCGGAUCCAGCAGCCUACAUCUCUCACUUCCCAGUUCACCAGGACGGCUCUUGCAAUGGUCUGCAGCACUACGCAGCUCUCGGCCGGGACCUUAUCGGCGCCAUCUCCGUCAAUCUGAUGCCCUGCAGCGUCCCCCAGGACGUCUACAGUGCGGUGGCCCAGCAGGUGGAGGAGUUUCGGAAGAAGGAUGCUGAACAGGGGGUGAAGAUUGCCCAGGUCCUGGAAGGCUUCGUCAGCCGCAAGGUGGUGAAGCAGACGGUGAUGGAAUACUUGUGGGAAGCAUCUCACUACCUCGUAAAGCGGGUGUUCAGUGGCAUCAAGGAGAUGUUCUCAGCAACUCGAGAUAUCCAGAACUGGCUGACGGAGAGCGCCAAGCUCAUCGCCCAGUCGGGACGAACGGUGGAGUGGGUCACGCCGCUGGGUCUCCCCAUCGUGCAGCCCUACUAUCGGUCCAAGUCCACUGUGCUGAACUGCAGCAUGCAGAACUUGACUGUGAAAAGCUUCAACAGCAACCAGAAGCCUGAUACAGUGAAGCAGAAGAACGCCUUCCCACCCAACUUCAUCCACUCCCUGGACUCCACACACAUGAUGCUCACAGCUCUGCACUGCCUCAGGCAGGGUCUGACCUUCGUCUCGGUCCACGAUUGCUACUGGACUCACGCGUUCACUGUGGACGUCAUGAACCAGAUCUGUCGGCAGCAAUUUGUGGCUCUGCACAGCGAGAAGAUCCUGCAGGAUCUGUCCAAGUUCAUGCUGGAGAAGUACUGCAGCCCCGGCAAAGAGACUCGAGCCCUCUGGCAGAAGAAACUGAUGGAGCAGCUGUCAGACGUCCCCAAGACAGGUAAAUUCAACCUGAAGAAGGUGAUGAAUUCCACCUAUUUCUUCAGCUGAGCCCUGGCAGCCAGCUGAGCCCUGGACUGCCAGCUGCCUUGGAGGCUGUGGUAGGCACUGGCCCA